This is a messenger RNA of Heterobasidion irregulare TC 32-1, 1793 nucleotides long. RefSeq lists its product as uncharacterized. Gene Ontology annotation, cellular component: nucleus. Gene Ontology annotation, molecular function: protein binding. The record is from RefSeq and is a predicted model, not a curated record. NCBI's taxonomy places the organism in Eukaryota, Fungi, Basidiomycota, Agaricomycetes, Russulales, Bondarzewiaceae. Gene Ontology annotation, biological process: rRNA processing. The transcript has 7 exons. Bases 1 to 1731 code for a protein of 576 amino acids.
AUGAGCAGUCUCAUCUCUUGCGCCGCAUGGGUUAAAAGAGGUGUCUCUGCCCGCCAUCCAUCGAAGUAUGUCCUCGACGAUCGGGAGCUAGAGCGCGUGAGCGCGCUUGCUCGCAUCGAGCUCGAGGAUGCCCGCGUGGAACUGCAGCGUGCCCACGAAGCCGCCAAUAAAAUGGGCAAGGGUGCAGAAGAGGAAGAGGCAGACGACGGCAAUGAAGAAGAGGAUGCCUGGGUCGAUGAAGAUGAUGAUGCCAUGGACCAAGAUUCCUCUCCAGAGGAUAAAAAAUCGACCGCUAAGAAAGGUGGAGAUCUUUCAGAGUACAAUUUGGACGACUACGACGAGGAUGAUACCCGUGGAUCAGUCUUGGGCCCUUUCAGUAAUAUCAAGGGACUGACCUACCACCGUGAUAACGACGAGGAUCCAUAUAUCACUCUCAAGGAGGAUGACGAAGAGAAUGAGCGCGAAGAACUCGAGGUACUCCCAACAGACAACCUUCUGGUAGUCGCAAAAACAGAAGACGAAGUGUCUCAACUGGAUAUCUAUGUCUACGAUGAAUCUGAGGAAAAUCUAUACGUCCACCACGAUCUAAUGCUGCCCAAUUUCCCCCUUUGCCUCGAAUGGCUCGACUUCCCCCCUGCCUCCGCCUCCACGAACGCCGACUCCUCCAUGGACACCUCCGACACCCCCGCAUCCACCACAAAACAGUUCGGCAACUACAUCGCCGUCGGUACGCUCGACCCCGAGAUCGAGAUCUGGUCUCUUGACGUCGUCGAGGGCAUGUAUCCCGACAUGGUGCUUGGCCGACCGGACAAGACCGCUGCACAUGUCCCGACGCCGCUCGGCACGGGCAAGAAAAAGCGCAAAAAGGCGAAGCACCGCGCGCCCACCGCCGCGUACCACGUCGACGCCGUCCUCGCGCUCUCGUGGAACCGCACACAUCGCAACCUGCUCGCGAGCGCGUCGGCGGAUCGGACGGUCAAGCUGUGGGAUUUGAGCCGGGGCACGCCUGGAGAGGGGGAGGGCGCAGAGGGCGGAGGUGCAUUGCGGAGCUUCGACAAGGUCCACAAGGAUAAGGUGCAGGCGGUGCAGUGGAAUGCGAGGGAGCCGACGGUGUUGUUGACUGGAAGUUACGAUCGCACCGUUCGUGUCUUCGAUACGCGGGCCCCGGAUACAGGUGUGGGCGCGGUGGUUGGCGCAGAUGUAGAAGCUUUGCGGUGGGAUCCAUGGGAGACUCACGGGUUUUACGUGACGCUCGAGAACGGGCUUGUCCUGAAUUUCGACGCGCGGACGCUGCCCACGAACCUCGACUCGCCGUCACCAGCCCGCUUCACCUUAUCUGCCCACGACGGCGCCGCAUCCUCCAUCGAUGUGAACCCACACAUCCGUGGAUGCAUCGCAACAGGAGGAACGGACAAAAUGGUCAAAGUCUGGAACAUCACAGAGGAGACCGUCGGAGACAAGCGACAAGUCAGCUUGGUCACCAGCCGCGAUUUGGGCGUCGGCAAGGUUUUCUCGACCGCGUUCUCUCCGGACGACCCUCUUACCCUUGCGGCGGCUGGCUCAAAAGCCAGGUUGCAGGUCUGGGAUGUCGGGGCCAACUUUGGCGCACGCAAGGCGUUCGGCGCGAAACUUGCGGAAGCAGGGCGCAUUUUGAAGGAGAAGACCUCUGGUGGGGUCGUUGGUGUCGUCGAUGACGACGAGGAUGUCAGUGCCGACGAAGGAGACGCGUAGAUCAGAGGGUAAUUAGAUAGUCUAGGAGUGGCUCCUUGGCAAUGACAAUGGCUACAAACAAA